AUGGAUUCAGACUACUACAACGUAACGGAUGUCGUAGCUGAACUGAAAGGUGCAACCCUGGAAGCGCCAGGCAUGGUCAAGAGAGACGGGGUGUACUGGUUGAUUGCUUCUCACACUAGUGGAUGGGCACCCAACCCGAACAAGUACUUUUACGCGGAUAGUAUCUCGGGAAAUUGGUCCAGUCAAGCCGACAUAGCACCGGAAGACACGAACACAUACUUUUCACAGAAUGCCUACGAUUUACCUCUGGGAACGAAUGCGAUCUACAUGGGCGAUCGCUGGGAGCCAGAUGUGCUUGGGAACAGCCGCUACGUCUGGUACCCGCUGAGUUGGUCGUCCGGUAAUCCUCAAAUCGUCUACGCCGACGUAUGGACCGUGGACCUUGACGCUGAACGGCACCACAUACUCUGCUUCCACAGGUACCCUGAGCGGAAAUGCGGAGCUCCUUGGUUCAAAUUACACGUAUAA
Messenger RNA from Fomitopsis serialis, 468 nucleotides. Its product is annotated as glycosyl hydrolase. NCBI's taxonomy places the organism in Eukaryota, Fungi, Basidiomycota, Agaricomycetes, Polyporales, Fomitopsidaceae. The transcript is spliced from 5 exons. The record is from RefSeq and is a predicted model, not a curated record. The coding region runs from base 1 to 468 and encodes 155 amino acids.